AUGCAAAUACUUUAUGAACUGUUAAGACUUGCAACCUUAUUUCUCAAAAGAGGGCCCAACAGGAUAGGUGGUCUUUACAAAAAGGCUGUUUACAGACAUUACACAGAUGGGACCUAUUCCACAGAGAUCCCCAAACCUCCCUGGCUUGGAUUCCUGGGCCCUAUUUUGAGGGCUGAAGUGGGUGAUGUGAUUGUCAUCCAUUUGAAGAACUUUGCUUCCCGACCAUACUCUUUGCAUCCACAUGGCGUUUUCUACAACAAAGAUUCAGAAGGAGCCCUAUACCCAGAUGGAACAUCUGGAAGGAAUAAGAAUGAUGAUAUGGUUCCUCCUGGCAAUAACUACACCUAUAUCUGGCCAGUGAGAGAAGAAUAUGCCCCUGCUCCAGCGGACGCCAACUGUCUGACCUGGGUGUACCAUUCGCACAUUGACGCGCCUAAGGACAUCUGCUCUGGGUUAAUCGGCCCCCUGCUGGUAUGCAAGGAAGGUGUCCUGAAUAAAUAUUCCGGGACAAGGACAGAUGUGGACCGAGAAUUCGUUAUAAUGUUUACUCUGGUGGAUGAGAAUCAAAGCUGGUACCUUGAUGAAAAUAUCAGACAUUUCUGCACUGACCCUGAUUCAGUUGACAAAAAAGAUGCUGUUUUCCAGAGAAGUAACAAAAUGCAUGCCCUCAACGGAUACCUCUUUGGAAACCUCCCUGAGCCUGAGAUGUGUGUUGGUGAAUCGGUGUCCUGGCACCUCUAUGGGAUGGGGAAUGAGAUAGACAUCCAUUCCAUCUAUUUUUAUGGCAACACCUUCAUCAGCAGAGGGCAUCGGACUGAUGUCAUCAACCUGUUCCCAGCCACCUUCCUGACAACAGAAAUGGUAGUCGAGAAUCCUGGGAAGUGGAUGAUAACUUGCCAAGUUAGUGAUCACCUACAAGGUAUUUUCAGGCUGUUUUGUUCCACCAUGCACCACUUCGCGAGAGGCAUGAAUCAGAUAUAUGAGGUCAGCAGCUGUGGCAACAAGGACCCGUCUGAGCAGCCAUACGGGAUGAUAAGAACCUUUUACAUCGCCGCUGAAGAGGUAGAAUGGGAUUAUGCCCCUAACAAAAACUGGGAGUUCGAAAAGCAGCACUUGGACUCAGGAAGGGAAAGAUACGGAGAUAUAUUUAUGAACCACACUGAGAACUGGAUUGGCUCUCAGUACAGGAAGGUGAUUUACAGAGAAUACACCGAUGGUGAAUUUGUGGAGAUCAAGGCCCGACCACCACGAGAAAAGCAUCUGGAACUCCUGGGCCCAAUGGUUCAUGCUGAGGUGGGUGACUCCAUACUGAUCAUAUUUAAGAACAAAGCCAAGCGGCCCUACUCCAUCUCAGCCCAUGGUAUUGAAGACAUGGAGAGUGGGAAGCAACUCCAAGCAUCUGUCACAAAGCCAG
This is a messenger RNA of Leptonychotes weddellii (Weddell seal), 1414 nucleotides long. NCBI's taxonomy places the organism in Eukaryota, Metazoa, Chordata, Mammalia, Carnivora, Phocidae. The record is from RefSeq and is a predicted model, not a curated record.